Molecule: messenger RNA, 1498 nt
Organism: Dichomitus squalens LYAD-421 SS1
Lineage: Eukaryota; Fungi; Basidiomycota; Agaricomycetes; Polyporales; Polyporaceae
Exons: 2
Source: RefSeq, a predicted model, not a curated record
CGUUCUGCUCACCUCCCCGGAGACUCGCGGACGGGCAAGCUAGGAGACGAUGCCCCGACCGACCAACGUGCGACGCGUGGCCACGGAGGAGGCGUCGUGGAGGCAGCUGCGAGCCAAGCUUGAGGUUGUCCUGCUCAAUUGUCUGUCUUCUCGCGCACGGGUCAUGGCUGCAGCGCGAGCUUGUACGGGCUCUCGUCGCAGCCUGCCCGGUAGCUCGACGGCAUUCGCGACGCAAUCUCGGCGAGUCAGUGUCAAGGUUGCCCCGUGCGCCGCCACAGCACACACGCACCGUUCGCGCGACCCUGCGUUGGCUAACAUGCCCCAGGUACGAGCACGGCUCGCGCACCGUCCUCCGGACGCUGGACGCGGCGAGAACGCGCGAAGCAUGCGCAAGCCAAGUACGCGAGCCCGGGACGCGACACGCCCCACUGCGCCCGCGCGAUAAGCCGUGCAAAGGACGGUCCGAUUAAGGACAAUCAGACGUACCGGGACGCAUUACGCCCCCUGCGUCCAUCACCGUCCUUGGCUUCCUCCGAGCUCCCAGGAGGCGAGCGUGGACGCAGAACGUGCGGGAAGACGACGGAAGGCAUGAAGAUUGCGACGUCCUGUGCGAUUUCUGGCGCCCGGGUGUUGUGCGGGUAUGGCAUCUGCAGUAAGUAGGUUACCCUCGGGCAAGUUGUGGACGACUCGCUGGCCAUGGGCGCCCAGACCUCGAAACUUUUUACAGUGCCACAUCCUCGGGUGUGGAUGGCACAAGCAAAAUGGGACCGUGGACUUCGCGCUGAUCCGGAGGACCGGGCCCAGAGAGUCGCCUGGAGCUUGUAGGGAUUUGGCCAGAUUUGGGCAGCGAGCGUAGCCUAUCGCGAGCAGGGCCAGCCAUCAGGGCAGUGGGGAACGGACUCGACGCUCUGGACGAGAGACAGAAGCUACCCAACAUCGAUGGGAGGCGUGUUUCAAAGUAGGUGGUUCCCAAGAGCCCGUCGCGGGUGUCGAUCCCAUUGGUCGAAGCCCCCCCCCCCCCAAUGAUGACGGUAGGGCCGCGCGAAGCAGACCUGCGAGCACCGUGCUGGCUUUCCUUUUCGAUGCGAUCCGCCCUCGCCUUGGCUUCGCACGACUGGCACAUGAUACUUCCCGCUGGUCAUGAUGUUUCAUUCGGAGCCGCAAGUCAUGUCGCGCAAAACAUACAACUUCCAGAGUUUUCAGCACACGCUCCAAGCUUCGUUUGCAGUUGACAUGCGCCGUUCAAAGGCCCUCGGUCCGCAUUGGAGGAGCUCGGGCCAACUCCGACUGGCCGGUCGCGAGCCGCGGCGCGUUUGCCUUGCCCGGGGGACUCGGGAGAUACAGUAAACCUUAGGAAACUGUCCGGAAGCUAAUGACAUAAUCACCUCGGUCAUUAGAGUCCAUGACGGGUACGAACGUGCAGCGUAAAAACAUUGCUUUCGUCGUCAACGUACAUCUACGUAUAUUAGCCUUCCUAUCGCCACAGCUGAAAGUUCCC